Molecule: messenger RNA, 7770 nt
Organism: Loxodonta africana (African savanna elephant)
Lineage: Eukaryota; Metazoa; Chordata; Mammalia; Proboscidea; Elephantidae
Product: zinc finger protein 790
Exons: 5
Coding region: 516-2429 (637 amino acids)
Biological process (GO): regulation of transcription by RNA polymerase II
Molecular function (GO): RNA polymerase II cis-regulatory region sequence-specific DNA binding; DNA-binding transcription factor activity, RNA polymerase II-specific
Source: RefSeq, a predicted model, not a curated record
GAUGAGGAGUUCCGGUGGCUUCCUACUCAGGGGACCCCCCUGGGGCCGGGCACCUAGGUUCGCCCCUCGGACCCUCCUCCGCUUCAUCCUUCUCCAGGAUGUAGUUCGUGGUGUAAACGGUAAGGCUGUGUGGGCUCUAGGCACCACCUUAAGGAUAAGCCUUUCAGCCUCACCACAACUGCCAGAAAUCCCUAUGGGAAGCUCCCGCUGAAGAGAAUGAAACCUACAGGCUGAAGAACUCAUACGGCUUUCAGGUCUCCAGACUACGUUUCCCAGAGGCCGUCACGCCCAAGGCUACUUGCAGCCUAAAGCCUGUGAGGGCUUGUUGUCCAGGCUCACCGAGGCGCGCCGGGCCACGGAGGCGGUGCAGCGCGGAGGCCUCCGCAGAGGCUGGCCUACUGAACACAGCUUGGGGCUCCUUGAAGUCCCAGCAACGGAGCUCUGCGUGUUCGGUACUCUGCUUCUCAAGGAGAGGAAUCCAGAGGAAGACUGAUCAGUUCUUGGAAUUUGAAGUCAUGGCCCAUGAGUUGGUGAUGUUCAGGGAUGUGACCAUAGACUUCUCUAAGGAGGAGUGGGAGUGCCUGGACUUGGAACAGAGGGAUUUGUAUAGAGACGUAAUGUUGGAAAACUACAGCAACAUGGUCUCACUGGGACUUUGCAUUCAUCGGCCAGAUGUGUUCUCCGUAUUGGGGAAAGGGAAAGAGCCCUGGAUGGUUUUGAGGGACCAGACAAGAGGACCUUGUUUAGACAUGCAGUCCAGAUGUCAGACCAAGAAGUUAUCACCAAAAAAUGGCAUUUUUGAAAGAGAAUUACCCCAGUGGGCAAUUAUGGAUAUUUAUAACAACCACAGCCUUGAAAGUUUGUGUUUUGGAGGUGACCGGGAAGGCAGAGAUCAGUUUGAGGCACAACAGGAAAAUCAGGAGGAAUAUUUUAAUCAGCUGAUACUCACCUAUGAAAAAGUACCCACUUUUACCCAGAACACAGCAUUUAAUCUACGUCAGAGACUUAAUACAGGAGAGAAACUGAAUGAAUUUAAAGCAUGUGAGAAUGCCUUUAGCUGUGGCUUAGACCUUACUCAACAUCAGUUAAUUCAUACUGGUGAGAAACUCUGUGAAGAAAAGGAAUGUGGGAAGACCGUUCUUCCCGAUUCAGAACUUACUCAAUGUCAGACUGUUCUCACUUCUAAGAAAACAUAUGAAUGUAAAGAAUGUGGGAAGACCUUUAGUUUGCGUUCAAGUCUUACUGGUCAUCACAGAAUUCAUACUGGUGAGAAACCUUUUAAAUGUAAGGAAUGUGGAAAGGCCUUUAGGUUUCAUUCACAACUUAGUGUUCAUAAGCGAAUUCAUACUGGUGAAAAAUCUUAUGAAUGUAAGGAAUGUUGGAAGGCCUUUAGUUGUGGCUCAGAUCUUACUCGACAUCAGAGAAUUCAUACUGGUGAGAAACCCUAUGAAUGUAAGGAAUGUGGGAAGGCCUUUAGUCAGCGAUCACAUCUUACUAAACAUCAGCGAAUUCACACUGGUGAAAAACCUUAUGAAUGUAAAGAGUGUGGGAAAGCUUUUACUCGUGGCUCACACCUAACUCAACAUCAGAGAAUUCAUGCUGGUGAAAAAUCUCAUGUAUGUAAGGAAUGUGGAAAAGCUUUUAUUCGUGGUUCAAAUCUUGCUCAGCAUCAAAAUAUUCAUUUUGGCAGGAAACCCUAUAAAUGUGAGAAAUGUGGGAAAGCCUAUAUCUGGAGUUCACACCUUGCUCGACAUCAGCGAAUUCAUACCAGUAGGAAACCUUAUGAAUGUAAGGAUUGUGGGAAGACUUUUAUUUGGGCUUCAUAUCUUGUUCAACAUGAGAAAAUUCAUAGUGAGAGGAAACUCUUUGAAUGUAGGGAAUGCAGAAAGACCUUUCUUCAUGGCUCACAGUUGAAUCGACAUCAGAAAAUUCAUACUGGUGAGAGAACCUAUGAAUGUAAGGAGUGUGGAAAGACCUUUUUUCGUGGUUCAGAACUCAAUCGGCAUCAGAAAAUUCACACUGGCAAGAGACCAUAUAAAUGUGAAGAAUGUGGAAAAGCCUUUCUCUGGGGUUCACAACUUACCCGACAUCAGAGAAUUCAUACUGGUGAAGAACCUUAUGUAUGUAAAAAAUGCGGAAAAUCUUUUCUAUGGGGCUCACAGCUUACACGACACAGGAAAACUCACAUUGCUACAGAACCCUAUGAAUGUAAGGAAAGUGGGCAGAUCUUUCGUCAUCAUUCAUAUUGUAUUGAACAGAAAAUUCACAGUGGAGAGCAUCUCUAUGAAUGGAAAGACUGUAGGAACACCUUUAAUCAGGACUCAGACAUUGCUCAACACCAUAAUAUUUAUACUUUUGAGAAAUCCUAUGAAUAUAAAGAUUUUGAGAAGGCAUUUUCUCAGAGCUCUCACUUUAUUUCACUCUUGUAAAGUCGUAUUACUAUAAAAAAAUGUUUGAAGGGAUUUAAUCACUACUCUUUUAAUUGACGUUGGCUUAUUUCUUCUCUUGAGAAACCCCACGAGUGUAAUACUUUUCACAUACAUCCCUCCAGGUACAAAGAUUUUAUGUACUCAUUUUAAUGUUGGUAGCUGCAGAAAACUACAUAUGUAGAAGCAUUACAUGUCCAAGUUGUUUCUCUAUUAACAUUCAGAUUGUUUCAGUUCUUUGAAUUUUCAGUCAAAAGUCGAUAAACAUCCUUAAACACAAAUACUUGCAUAUUUGUGUUUUAUUUCUGUAAGAUAUUCUUUUACAUGAGAUUCAUGAAUCAGUGUUUAUAUUUUUAAUUGUAAUAGCUAAUAACAUUAUUUUCCAGAUAUCACACAUUUAGUCUCAUCAGCAUUGUGCUGAGAUGCACAUUUUCUUACAACCUAACAGCAUUCUUUGUUAGUCUUUCUGAUGAAAAACCAAAUCACUGCUUUAAUUUGAAUUUUUGUAAAUAUUAGGUAGAUGGAGCAUGUUUUCAUUUGUAUACUGGCCAUCUGAAUUUUCUGUAAAUUACCUAUUUGUAGUCUUUGUCUUAUUUCUGUUGUAUCGUUUUUCUCUUAUAAAUUUGUGGAAACUAUGUUAUGGCUAUAACCCUUAAUCAUAUGGUUUACAAAAAUAAUUUCUCAGUCUAUCUUUUUUUUCUUUUUAUGGCAAUCUUUGUGUAAUUGCAUGUUGCACAGCUUCCAAGGCCUAUUUCUUUUAGGGGCCCUACUGAAAGGUGGCUGCUUUAUAGCCUCCAAUACCCAAACAAGCUGACCAGCUGUUGGGCUUCCUUUUUGUUAGCAAGUGCCCCCACAGACAACAAUUUUUGUUUAACUUCUUUAGGAAUGCUUUGUUAGCAGGCCCAAGCAGCCCCCAAGAAUUUUACUUGCUGGGCUGUUUUUUUGUUUGUUUGUUUGUUUUGGUUUGGGUUGUUUAUGGCUCAACUAGCCCAUGUCAUGACAGCUGUAACCUCGUGCAGGGUAUGUUUAAGUUUCGCUUUAGUAGGGCCAGCAAUGAGGAUGUCAUCAAACUCCUGGGAAUAAUCUGGCUUGUUGCAGGUCUAGCCCCACCCAUUGGUGGCCUUGCAGGGGGUUUAAGUAUACCUGCAGAAGCACAGUGAGAGUGUAUUGUAGACUGCUUCAGGUAAGUGCAAAUCGGUCCUGCAAAAGAAUCAAGAACAAGGCAUCGGUCAAUAACAGUAUACCAGUUUCCCAUGUGAGCGGCCAUUGUAUCGGUAAUGGUAAUUAUAUCUGGUACUGCAGAGGCCAAGCGUGACACCUCAGUAUUCAAUCUGCUGUAGUCUAUCGUUAGCCUCUACACUCCUGAGAUCUUUUUUAUGAGCUAAACUGGGCUAUCGAACUGCAACAGGGUGGUUCUUAACAUUCUGGCCUGUAGGAAGAGCUGAAACCAUAAUGUUCUCCACCUGGGAGGCAUUACUGCCUUUGUUAAAUAACCUGACAGGGUUUGAGCAAUUCAAUUGGCAGGUGUGAAUCAGUCCCAUUGUUAUAGCUUGAAUUCUUUGCUGUGAGGGGGUGUAGCUCCUCAGGUAGUGAUGGUAUUGCAUGCUGCACACAGCCCUGGUGGUGCAAGUUAAGAGCUUGACUGCUAACUGAAAGGUGAACCUACCCAACAACUCCGCAGGAGAAAGACCCAUCAGUCUGCUUCCAUAAGGAUCACAGCCAUGAAGACCAUAUGAGAAAGUUCUAAUGUGUCACAUGGGGUCUUGGUGAGUCAGAAUUGACAGCACCUAACACAACAACAUAAUGCUUGAAAUGAUCACUUUCCUACUGUUGGUCACUGUCUCCAUUCUAAAACCUGCCAAAAGCAUGAGCUCGCAACUACCCCUUUGAUUACUGCCACUUAGGCUGCAGUGUCAAGGAGCCCCAUGAAGGUCUGUGUCCUCCCCUUCUCCAUAUCCACUUUUAUGGAUGCACAGGGCUACCAGUCCCUGGAAAGGAUCUGAAGACCAUGACCCCACUCCUAAUCAUUCAUUAAAGGAUAGAACAGUGUUAUCUAUGUCCUCUGCAGGUGCAGGUUCAUACAACUAGGUAUCUUCUACUUUUGUCUGAAGAAUAGCUAUAGCCUCAUGAACAGUUCUCCAGGGGUUUUACUUUUAGGGAAGUCCCCAGAGGUAAGGAGUACUAGUCUCAUGCUUCCAGCAGAAGUAUGAGUUGUCCUGCUCAGUGUGGGCAAAUACUGCAGCAGGGGGACAGUGGUCAGUUUCCCCAAACUGUACCACUCAAUGUGGGACAUCUGAGUUUUUAAGGCCCCCUCAUCAAAGAGGUGCACCAGCCAAGUUGUGUGACAUUCUUUGGACUUUUGUUCAUAUCUAUCCUUUGGUUUUCAAAUCUCAUUCUUGGAGGACCUCAUCUCAAUGUUUUUGUUCUCAGCAACACCAUAAGUCAUUCUUCACUGAGUGAAAACAAGUCUAAUUUGGGGCCUGUAGUGCACCUGGACCAAGUAGCACUCCCUGCACAGAAGGCAUACCCUCCUUAGGCACAGUUUGCAGCCCCUGGGACUUCAUGAGGACUGGUGGGUGAAUGGAAAAUACGACAAUGGCCAAGAGCCAGGAGAUGGUUUCCCUCUUAUGCCUGGUCUACCAGGUUUCUAUUUUAGGUUUCCCAGGUCCACAGAGAAUAAUUUUGCUCUAGGAUGGACCAUACCCACAGUCUCAUCUACACGUGAUUUAAAUUAUUUACUAAAUGAGAUUUUGGACUUAAAGUUGGUGCUGGAAUGGGUUAAGAUAAUUGGGGGCGCUGGGGUGUGGUAAAUGUAUUUUGCAUGUGGAAGGACAUAAUUUUAUGGGAUCAGACGGUAGAGUGUUAUCAAUUGAAUUGUGUUCCCCAAAAGGAUAUGUUGAAGUCCUAAUCCUUGGGACCUGUGAACAUGAUCUUGUUUGGAAAUAGGGUCUAUGAAAAUGUUAUUACUUAACAUGAAGGCAUACUGGAGUAUGGUGGAUCCUAAUCCCAUCUGAGUGGUAUCUUAUAAUAAAAGACAAGAUCAGACACAGACACAGGGCCAGACAGAAGAAAGAUGGCCAUGUGACUACAGAGGCAGAUGCAAGCCAAGGAAUGCCAAGGAUUUCCAGGAGCCACCAGAAGCUAAGAGAGAUGCAUGGAACGGUUUUUGUCUCAGAGGCCAAUGGCCAAUACCUCCAGAACUAUAAGACAACAAAUUUCUUUGAAGCCACCCACUUUGUGCUAUUUGCUUAUGGUAGCCCAAGGAAACUAAGAAAUAUAUGAAGGAAACAGUAAUAAAAUUGAAGGCAAAAAUAGUUUUACAAUAAUAGUUGGAAAUUUCAUGACUUCAGUGCUUAAGUCUACCACACAUUUAAUGAAGAAUUAACACUAAUCCUUCCCAAACUCUUCCAAAAAAUAGGAGAGAAUAUUUUGUAAUUCAUUCUGUGAGGCCAGCACUACCCUGAUACUACAGCCAGAUAAAAAGAUGACUAUGAAAAAAAAAUUAAAGACCAAUAUCCAUUAUAUAGGUGCAAAAAUCCUCAACCAAGAUACCUGCAAACCAAAUCCAACAGCAUAUUAAAAGGAUUAUACACCAUGACUGAGUGGGAUUUAUCUAAGGAAUGCAAGGGAAUUUCAACAUUCGAAAAUCAAUCAAUGUGAUACACCACAUUAACAAAAUGAAGCGGGGGGAACACAUGGUCAUCUCAAUUGAUAAAAGGCAUUUGAGAAAACUCAACACUGUUUCAUGAUAAAACACUCAGCAAAUUAGGAAUAGAAGGAACUUCCCCCACAUGAUAAAGAGCAUUUAUUAAAAACCCACAAUUAACAUCACAGUCAAUGUUGAAAGACUGAAAGCUUUCCCCUUAAAAUCAGGAAAAAGACAAGGAUUCCCACUCUUGCCACUGCUAUACAACAUUGUACUGGAAGUUUUAGAGCAAUUAAGCCUCAAAAUUAGAAAGGAAAAAGUAAAACUACAUAUAUUCAUAGAUGACCUGAUCCUUGUUUUCGGCUGGGAUCUCUAGAGAAGCAAAACCAGUGAAGCAUAUAUAAACACACAUACUAACCUGUUGCUGUAGAGUCCAUUCCAGCUCACUGACCCUAUAGGACAGCGUAGAACUGCCCCAUAGGGUUUCCAAGGAGAGCCUGGUGGAUUCAAACUGCCGAUCUUUUGGUUAGAAGCUGUAGACCAGGGUUUCCGUGUGUGUGUGUGUGUCAAGGAAAUGGCUCAUGCAGUUGUAGAGGCUGGAAAGUCCCAAGUCCAUGGGUCAGGCAUCAGGCUGGAGGCUUCUGACUCACAUAGCUGCAGGGGCUGCCGAACCCAAGAUCAGCAGGUCAGAGAGCAGGCUGCUGGUUCACAGUCUGCAGAGGCUGAUGAAUCCAAGAUCAACAGAUAAGGUAACAGGCUGCUGGCUUAAGCCUCAAGAACUGGAGGUCAGAUGAUGAUGAGGCAAAUGCAAGAUCCAGAGCGGAGCAAAAGCCAGCGAGCUGCACCCAAAAGUCCAUAUAUUUUGGGUGCAGGUCACAUCUGCAAGGAAAUUCCCUUUCAGCUGAUUGGCUGCUCAUAGCAGAUCUCAUCAUGGAGGUGUUUACAUCAUUAUAUAACUUCCAAACUAUGUAACUGCCAAACCCUGAGAAUCAUGGCCCAGCAGAGUUGACACACAACCUUAACCAUUACAAUCCUAUGUUUAAAAAAUUCCAAAGGAAGCUAUUAGAGCUAAUAAACAAAGUUGCAGCAUACAAAUAAAAACACAAAAAAAGUUGUGUUUCUAUAUACACCAAUAAUGAACAAGCUGGAAAGAAAUUAAAACAAUUCCAUUUAUAACAGCAUCUAAAAGAAUAAAAUAGUAAUAAACUUAAGUAGGUGAAAGAAUUGCUCACUGAAAAUUACAAAACAUUGCUGAAUGAAAUUAAAUGAGAUCUACAUAGAUGGAGAGACUUGGAGAACUCACAGUUCCUGAUUUCAGUACUUACUACAAAACCACAUAACCAAAACUUAAGGACACACAGACCAAGGAAUUAGAAUUGAGAGUCCAGAAAUAAAACCUCUCAUUUAUGAUAAAUUGAUUUCCCACAAGUGUGCCAAGCCAUUCAGUAGAAAAAUAGUCCUUUCAAUAAAUGGUGCUGGAUGACUGGAUGACCACAUGCUGAAGAACUGAAGUUGGAGCCCUACCUCAUACCAUAUACAAAAAUGAACUCAAAAUGGAUCAACGAACUAAAUAUAAAAGCUAAAACCAUACAACCCUCAGAAGAAACCAUAGGGGUAAAUCUUCAUGACCUGUAGUUUGGCCAUAAAUUCCUAAAUAUGACACCAAAAGCAUAAGCAACAAAAGAAAAAAUAAAGUGG